Molecule: messenger RNA, 4221 nt
Organism: Oryzias latipes (Japanese medaka)
Lineage: Eukaryota; Metazoa; Chordata; Actinopteri; Beloniformes; Adrianichthyidae
Source: RefSeq, a predicted model, not a curated record
UGCUCCGUGGGCUCGGGCCGUGACGUCAUUCCGUGACGCAGUCCGUCCUCCAUCACUGCCUGAAAACACCCAGAACCGAGCAGAACCUCACGAUGCGUGGAAAUAUGUAGUUAACUCGGCCUCCAGAGCAAUUAUCGAUCACAGCGGGUUUGGUGGAACCGAUAUCUCGCAUGGAAAGUUACCAUGGGUGGUCAUGAUGAUGAAGAUAUGACAUAUGUUGUAAAUAAACAAAGGCAAGAGGAAGAGCUGAAAAACAAGCUGAAUGAAGGCAGCCACUGGUGCGACCAGGAGUCUACAAGCAACAAUGCCAAGUGGGUCAAAGAAGGCCAGAACCAGCUCCGGAAAGUAGCUGAGAAUCAUCAGGAUCAAGAUCACAACUGUAAUAUCAGUCAGAAUGGAAACGAGGAUGACUUUCCUCACCAGAACAUCACUCAGGAAGAACAGCAGGGAAACGAAGAGCAGACCAAGGUUCCCAAACUAGCAAUGACCCCUGGUCUUAGUCAGGAGGACUCCAAGAACAUCCUCAAUGAGCCGCUGCUCAUCGACACUUUGGAGUCAACGGCAGAGAAAGAGAAAGAGAGAGAAGAGGAUGACAAGGAAAAGGAAAACAAAGAGGAUGUGGAUAAGGAGUCAUCAGAUGCUACAGAAGGAGAAAAAGUGUCCAGACAGGGGAGUGUGGAGUCUCACAGAGAGGGCAGCGUUGUGGGGAGAAACACCUGCCUCCUCUUCUCCAACAUGAACGGGACACCAAGCGAUGAAGAGCCCAGCUGGCCUCCACUGUCUCAGGACAACGCUGGCGACACUUCUCCAAAUGGCAACAGGGAGUCCUUCUGGGACUCCAGUGCUUUUGAGACGGACACAGACUUGCCCUCUGGAUGGAUGAGGGUGCGAGAUACAUCAGGCACAUACUACUGGCACAUCCCAACAGGCACCACCCAGUGGGAGCCUCCUUCACCCCUGGACAAAGUCGGUGACUCCAUGAUGUCCUCCAGUAUGUCUCUGGAGACUACACCCUGUGAGGAACCUGAGGAAUCUUGGGCUCAACUUUGCAGUUCAGAUGAUGGUGCGGGUGAAGCAGAGAUGUGGAGGGAGGAGGGAGAGGCUUCUUCCGAUCAAAGCCUGAAAGAGUUCGAAGGAGCAACUCUACGCUAUGCAUCAAUCAACCUCAAUUACAAUUGCUCCCAGUCUGAGGAAGAAGAGAAGCUUGCUCCUCUGUGCACAGAUUUAGAAACUAAGUGUUUUGCAGUGCGAUCUCUUGGCUGGGUGGAGAUGUCUGAGGAAGACCUGGCAUCUGGGAAGAGCAGUGUUGCAGUCAACAACUGCAUCCGACAGCUCUCUUAUCACAAACACAACCUUCAUGACACGGCUGGGAUCUGGGGAGAGGGCAAAGACAUGCUAAUGGUUCUGGAAAAUGACACCAUGAACCUGAUCGACCCGCUGGGUCAGACUCUGCUCCAUGCUCAGCCAAUAGGCAGCAUCCGCGUUUGGGGUGUUGGCAGAGACAACGGAAGGGAAAGGGAUUUUGCUUAUGUGGCCCGAGACAACCUGACCCAGGUCCUGAAGUGUCACGUGUUCCGUUGUGACUCGCCUGCUAAGAACAUUGCCACCAGCUUACAUGAGAUGUGUUCAAAGAUUAUGAUGGAGAGAAAGGCAAUGAAGCCAGGGGUGAGCAGACUUUGCUCUGACUCAGGUAAACCAUUGGCCAUCCCUGUUGAAGAGUUUCCUGUCCCCAAAAAUGAACUGUUCCAGUGCUUCCAUGUCUACUACCUGGGAUGUGUGGCUGUGGCUCGUCCAGUUGGAAUGGAAAUUAUCAACGACGCACUAGAGGCAGCAAUGCUGGGCAAAGACAAAAACGACUGGCCUCCUGUGUUUGUGAAUGUAGCACCAGCCACUCUCACGGUGCUUUCAAAGCAGGAUGAAGAGGUGCUGUCAGAGUGUAGAGUGCGUUUCCUGUCAUUCAUGGGCGUGGGAAAGGAUGUCCACACGUUCGCUUUCAUCAUGGCGGAGGGUCCUCGCGAGUUCACCUGUCACAUGUUCUGGUGUGAACCCAAUGCUGCCAGCCUGAGUGAGGCUGUGCAGGCUGCCUGCAUGCUUCGUUACCAGAAAUGUUUGGACGCUCGGCCUCCCGGUCUGGCCUCCUGUCUGCCCACUCCUCCUGCUGACUCUGUUGCCCGGCGGGUGAAGAAGGGGGUGCAGAGCCUGCUGGGCAGCUUCAAGAGCUACAGGUCUGGUUCUCAGUCUCCCUAAGUGGAAGUCGAAAAGCGGACGACCUUCUUCUGUCAUGGAGCUCCCACCCCCACACACACCCUCACAACUACACACAUCCUGCCACAGUUUCGCCUUACAACUGUUUCUCACGUCUGGUCUCUAGUCUGCUAUGUGGAGUAGUUUGUAGGGAAACGUGCGACUCCCUUUUUUUUUACGGCUUUUACUUUAUACGACAGUUGUAAAACGCUUCUUUAAACAUUAGUAACCAUGACAACAGAUGGUUUUUGUCACUGGUUGGUGUGUCUGUUCUAUUUUUGUGUUUUUAACAGAGACAACUCAAUGAAUGUUGGUAUUCGAUGUAAUAUUUUUGACACUAAAGUUAGCUUGAACAAGAGAAUGAUAUAUUCCUCAUCAGCUCGUCCAUCUCAGUGCAAUUAUCCCCCUAACACUCCUCACCAUCAUCGCUGAAGAACGUACUGUAACGCAGUUGUCAGACGGCGUCGAGGACCCCUGCGUCGAUUUUCGUAAAACGUCACCACACCUCUUUUGACUACUUUAGAUUGUAAUACAUGCGCUGGAGGCAUCACAGUCGUGUGCAAUGUAAUUCUCUCCCUUCUAAUGUAAUUUAGUCUUCCAAAGAAUUGUACCAUCAUCUGUCCCGUAGUAAGCGAGCAACCGUAGUCUGUUCUCAUCCAUUCUGCAUGAACAUUUGCAAGUUCAGUGCUAAUGUGCAAUAAUCCAAUUUUUGUAGUAUGUAGAGGCGAAGAGGCGGCUGCCAGCAAUUCUAUGAUCACUUUUAGUCUGACUAGAUCAAGUGUGAGGCUAAAGGAACAACAGAGCCAUGUUUGAAAUCAUUGUCUUAUAACAGAAGUAAUGGUCAUCAAUAAAAAAGAAAAAAGAACAAACUCUGGGUUUUCUUGCAGUUGUUUACCAACAACUCCUGCAUAGUACUGUAGAAACUCACCACGAGCUGCAUGUUUGGACCGCCUAGCCUGCAGCAGUGUAGUGCUCGAGAGCCAUUACGAUAUAUCCUGUAAAUUCUUUGUGUUUCUGGAUGGAAAGAUUUGGCUGGAGCUGAUUGACGUGACGUUUUGUGUUGUGCAGGCAUGCCACUCUAGUUGGUGUUUUUAUCACAAGCUAGCAGUAGAAAGUGAAAGUGUCUACGGGUGAGUCGGUGUCCGUAAUCACAGUUUGAAUGAGUGUUUACGUUUCAUUUCUUUCCUCGUCCACAUGUUGAAAUGUGCUGGCCUCUCCACUUUUUGUUGUGUUUUUUUUAUUAUUAUUUCAACACUACAAUGUAUACAACUAAGACAAAUUUCACUUUAGCUAUUUAGAUGUAGUUUUUAUUAAAAAACAAACAAACUAAUAGUCAAGUUGUACUUUAUCAUCAUGUCUGUUGUGAGCGAUCAAUUCAGUAUGUAGCACAAUAGCGAUGGUCCUCUUAAAUAUUAUUAAUGCGGUUUGUAAGCUGUUUUGGUGUUUUUGAUCCUUGCAGGUCAUUUAUCACAGCAGCUGAGCUUUUACUAAGUAGUCAGCGGCUGUGAAAGGAAGCUGUUUAACACUUUAGCACAUAACUGUCCAUACACCCUAACAAACCCAGUCCAGGUGACUCAACAUUCCUUUUAAUAAAAAAUAAGACUUCAUUUUUACCCAUUUAUAUAAAAAAAGUGCCAAAUUUUUAUUUUAAAUGAGGAAAAAAAGUCAAAUAUUCAUUUCACAUUUUACAAUGUGGUAAAUUUAAUUUGGUCCACCAAAAACUCCAACCAGCUGGUCCUUUGUAUUUAAAAUGCAACAGUAAAACUCCAAAAGAUGAGUUAUCUGAUCAUGUGACUGCCUUUUCACCCAGAGUUAUUGUGCUUCUGUGUCUGCUCAGUGGCACCGCUGACUGACGCCUCGUCAACUUGAGGGGAAAAAAAAACGAUUAAAUUAUUUCUUUUAUGUAAAUUGGGUGUAAAAAAUGUGUAUAUAUAUGAAACAAAUCAUUGCACAAUAAAUGUGAACAUAUCAUCACUG